UAUUAAUAAAAAAUAUGGAAAUUUCUCCAUAAAUUUUGCGAACGUUUAGUAGGGUGAUUCGAAAUUAAAUAUCUACAUAUAUACAUAAUUUUAUUUUAUAAAUUGUAAAUUUUUAAUGGCAUGUGUUUUCGGCGACGCGCGCACUAUCCGUACUCUCUAAAAAUAGAACAUGCAGUGUAGUAUCUAUAAAUACAGAAAAGAAGCAAAGUUUUCUGAACGAACGUUGAAGAAUAGCUGAAAAAUUCACGUAUUUUGGAAAUAUUUUAAACCAAAUAUUAAAAAUGUCAGAUAAUACAAUUCCGAUAGAGGAUGUCAACAAUAAUUUAGAAGGGGAGGUAGUGCCGUCCCUCCAAGAACAGAUUCCAGAAACGCAACAACAACAAAGUAAUGAGCUGUUGGAUAUUGUUUUUACCCUAGAGAGUGAAAAACAAGCGUUGGUAGAGGAGUCACGCAAGAGACUAUCCGCACUUCGAAAGGAAUUAGAGCAAAGUCAUUUCGAAAAUGAGCAACUUAAACGCAAGGCAACACAAUUAGAACAAUCUUUGAAGCAAUCGGUUAUGUUGGGUGGUGUUGACGCGCCCAAGUCCCGACAAGAGCAGGAUGAAUUAUUGUUAAAAGCAAAAACUCUACUUUUCGAGAAGACAAAAGUGUGCAAGCAACAAGAGCAGCAAAUUGAGGUACUUAAAAAUCAGGUGGAGGCCAUGAAAGACGUUGUGCAGGUGACUAAAGAUAUGCUGAAUUUGAAGAAUGCCGAAUGCGAGCAUAUGCAAGUGAGACUGGAAAAAUCUCAGCAAUGGAUUAAAGCAGAAAAGGAUAAAUGUACAAUAACUGAAAAGAAACUUGAGAUAUCAAAAGGUGUUUACGAUAAACUUCGGGCUGAAUAUGAUAUACAAUCUAAGAUAUUUAAGGAUUUAAAAGAUGUUUACGAGCAAAAAAUUACGGUACUUAGCAAAGCGCUGGAGGAGGCUAAAAAAAAAUAAUUCAUUUAAUCUAAAUAUUUCCGAAACCUUUUUAAACAUCAACUACUUAAAUAAGAGUUCAUCGCUUCCCAUCAUAACAACUAUAAGCAAAAUAUAAUACAUAGAUAAAUUUAUGA
Ceratitis capitata (Mediterranean fruit fly) is the source of this 1096-nucleotide messenger RNA. RefSeq lists its product as uncharacterized. Lineage: Eukaryota; Metazoa; Arthropoda; Insecta; Diptera; Tephritidae. Bases 282 to 980 code for a protein of 232 amino acids. The transcript is spliced from 3 exons. The record is from RefSeq and is a predicted model, not a curated record.